GAAGGAGAGUUUUGUCACUUUCCUUGUCAGUGUCGCGUUGAGGAACUCACGUGUCAAGAUGGCGUCAGCGUGAUCAAAGAUGGCUGCGGUUGCUGCUUCAUGUGCGCCCGACAGAUGGGGGACAUGUGCUCCGUCAGGGACCUCUGCGACACUGCCAAGAACUUGUACUGUGACAGAAAGGACAACAACUCUACGGGGCUAUGUAAAGGUAAAGACAAGAAUCCUUGCCUGGUCGAUGGAGUCGCGUACAAUGACGGGGAGAAGUUCCAGCCGGAGUGCUCGCAGCUGUGCACGUGUCAGAACGGCUUCUACGGCUGCAUCAACACGUGCCCUCAGGAAUUGCAGAAGCCGUCAGAGCUGACGUGUCAUGAGCCCAAGCUGAUCCAGGUGAAGAACAAAUGCUGCAAGGAAUGGUCCUGUCAGAAGAUGGAAGCCUCGGGGAUGGCUGGGCUGGCACAAGACAGGGGCCUACACAGCGAUAAUCUCAUCCUACAGAACCCCAUGUGGUGUGAUUUUUCAAUUUUAAUAGUUCCGAAAUGUGAAAAUGUUUUUCUAGAUCAAACAUCUACGUCAGCUUUACUGGAAGAGCCGGCCUACUCGACAGCUUCCUCUUUCCAAGCCUGCUAUAAGAAAACCACAGACUGGACGCCAUGUUCAGUCACGUGUGACGUGGGCGUGUCCAUCAGGAUCGUCGUUGACCCCAUGACCUGCAACAGCUUCCAGGAGCUGCAACUCUGCUACCUGCGGCCGUGCGGGAUGAGCCUUGAUACCCUGGGUCGCGAGAAGUGCACGCCGACCACACGAAGCAGCAGACGCUUCCACAUCCAGUACCAGGAUUGUUUAUCGGUCAAAGAUUACAACCUGAAGUUCUGCACCAACUGCAAGAAGAACAAAUGUUGCUACCCUUACAGAUCCCGCACACGGCUGUUGGAGUUUCAGUGUUCAGAUGGCAAGAGGGAACUAUACAACUACAUGUGGUUGAAAAAGUGCCGUUGUGAGGAUACCUGCGAUCGACGACAGAACCGGCCAAAACGUAAAGGUAGCUACAUGAGAAAAGAUGAGGACGAUCAAAGAAGAAGACGACGAUACCAAUGA
This is a messenger RNA of Candidula unifasciata, 1095 nucleotides long. NCBI's taxonomy places the organism in Eukaryota, Metazoa, Mollusca, Gastropoda, Stylommatophora, Geomitridae. The record is from the annotation of a GenBank genome assembly.